AUGGCUACCUCAAAGGAAGACUUUGACGCGGUCAGAGAAUGGUUGUUGGCCGAAGUCAAACUCGAUAGGUAUGCUGAGAAACUUGAGUCAAACGGCUUUACAUCACUGGAGACCUGUUGCUCAAUAAACGAAGAUGCCCUUGAUAAGAUGGGAAUCGUCAUGCCAUAUCAUCGAAAAAGAUUUCUUAUGUUUACGGAGAAACUCAGGGAAAAACUUGGUAUGGAUUUCACGAACGAGGAAGAUGGCAGUGUCAGCCCGAACACGGACGUAACGACAGACAGGUCUGAAACGGGAACUGAGCAGCAGGACUCGCUCAUAAAUUUUGUUAGCGAAGACGAAAGUGUAAGUGCUUGUAAUGAUCAGCUUCCGAAGGAAGACAGUUGUGAAAUUACCAAAGGUGAAGGCCUUGAUACUAAAGUUCCUGACGUUCCUUUACUUCCACCGAAGAAAAAAUCCAGCUCUUUGAAAGCACCUCCUCCUAUUCCGCCAAGAGCAGAUUUAGAAGAAAGAGAGAUACCCUCUAAAGAGACUUCCAAAGUUUCAGAUACUCCUCUACAAGAUGCUAAGCAUGUGGAAGUGGAUCAACUCCAAGUUCAAUCAAAACAACCUGAUGUUCCAGCAAAAAGGGCCCCCUUAAAACCUCCCAGGAGAGUGAUUAGGACCUCACAGAGUAGUGUACAGAAUGGUAUGCAAGAACAAGAUAUGAUUUCUUGUAAUUCUAAUGCUGAUAGUGUUGCAAAUAUUAGUUCCUCUGAUGAGAAAGAACCUCAGGUGCAAAUGAAUUCAACCUCAAGCUGUCCUGUAUUGCCUAACACAGACAAUCGAAGUGAUGAAGCAAGCUCCACUCUGCAGAGUAAUGAAGAAACAGCUGCAGCAACAACUGAGCCAAGGGUAGUGCCAAAAGCACCCGAGAGGCUAUCAGCAAAAAGACCAACACCUGCACCACGACCACGAAAAAGAAGACAAUCAGAAGACAAUAUAUUAGUGUCAGAUUUAGUUACAGAUGGUGAAUCAGAAGGAGGCAGCAAGAAUAUGUGUUCGGCAGUGUUAAAUGAUGCUUCGGAAAAGAGAACACAAUCAUUAUCUCUAUCUGGAAGAGGAAGCGAUCUUGCAAAUUCCUCUGCGGGAAAACCAUCAACGCUACCAAGAUCUGCAUCAGCUAAACAAAGGCCUGCCCCUCCACCCCCUCCCACACGUCAAACAGGUUCACUGAAAGAUCUCCCUAAAAGGCAGAUAUGUGAUCUACCACUACCACCUGUUCCUGUCACAGGAAGUACGAACCAUCGGCAAAAUAAAUUGAUCAGUGCUCCUCACCAAGGUUAGCUUGCUUCUUUGGUAAUUUUUUGAGAACUGAACUCAACUGAGCUAUCACACACAUGGAUCUUUGUAUGAAGCAGAUCCCUACCUAUCUUAAGAAAUUCGUUGCUUCAUAAUUUGGUGUUUUGGCAAGAGAACUCUCCUUAGUUGAAAAGUUUUUCCAUUGUCAUCGCUCAUUUUGUAGGAUAAAAACAACAACAGAUUCUAUUUUCUAUUUGGUCUAUAUUAUAUACCUCAGCCACAGACAAGUUAUGUCUGUUAAUGUAAUUAGUUUGUUACAUCCCUCUACACCCUAACAUCAGUAUGUAUUAUCUCCACACUGUUCUCUAUACAUUUCCUAUAGUGCUGACAAAGAGAAUUUGUUUAACAAUCAAGAGCUUCCUUAGUUGGUGAUCAUUUCCUUUAUUCUCAUGACCUUAAUGUUUGUUUUAGGAGUGAUACUGACAGGAGAAAAUAGUCACUAAUCACUCUUAGGGAUUAAAGGGUUAAUUUCAGUAUCCAUAUUCUCCACACUCUUUUUGAAACAUUUCCUUUGGUACUGACAAGGAGAGUUGAAUUAACAAUAAAAACUUCUUAGGUUCGCGAUCAUUUAUUUUGUUCUUGUGAUCUCAAAGAAUGAUUCAGCAGGAGAAAUUAGAUGCUGGUGACAUUUCAAAGGGUUAAGGGACUUGUCAGAAAUUAGCAGGGGGGGAAACAGAGGGGGGGUCACAACUUUUUGAGCCUCAGAAAAGGGAGGGGUCAUGAAAAAUGGGCAGUUAAAAGGGGGAGGGUCAUGCAAAUAUAUGCCCGUGAUCAUGUAGAGGUUCACCCACAGAAGAAAAAGGAAGUUCUUUAUUUGGCAAAAAAAAGAGAAAAAUACAACGGUUUACAGAACGUUAUAGAUAUAAACUGUGAAGUACUAUAGCAAGAAUUUAACAAACAUGUACUUUUCAUUUAUAACAAUGCUAUAUAGUCUUAUUGAAAUUAUGAAUAAUGUAUACAAGAGGGGGAGGGUCAUGAUAUUUUAGGCCAAGCUCAAGGGGAGGGUUAGCAAAUUUCACUCCCAUUGCAGGGAUGGGUCACCUAAUUUCCGAACCCAAAUUUAAAAUUCCCACCCCCCCUCCCCCCCCUGCUAAUUUCUGACAAGUCCCUAAGAGAGAAAUCAGAGGAAGAGAAAUUAUUGUUUUCAGGUUUCACAGAAUAUUGCAUAUAAUUUAACCCUUUAACUCCCUUGAGUGACCAAGACAGAAUUUCUCUCUACAUUAUUAAUACAAUAUCAACCAUGUAAGUGAUGAGAAUAAAGAAAACUACCAAUUUGGGGAUAAUUAGUUGAUCCAAUACUGAAUCCUCUGAACUAACAUUAUAAGAAUUGUAUGGUUGGCAGUAAGGAGAAUUACAAAUUUGGUCUGGGAGUUAAAGGGUUAAUUAUAUUAUAGGACGUUAGUAGGUAUAGCUGAUUUUAAUCUUACUUAGGGUUUGGGUUAGGGUUGGAUAAAAUUUUUAUCCAUGAAGAGUCACCUGUUUUUUGAAAGAGUCAGGAUAAUCUUUAAAUUUAUUGCUUUGAUACAUUUUAACAGGACCAUCAGAGCCAGUGAAAGCUCAAUCAGAGUCAACAGAUGAAUAUUCACUGGUUCAACCAUUACCACGGAAGACAUCACAAAUGAAGUCUCAACCAGAGUCAACAGAUGAAUAUUCACUGGUUCAACCAUUACCACGGAAGACAUCACAAGUGAAGUCUCAACCAGAGUCAACAGAUGAAUAUUCACUGGUUCAACCAUUACCACAGAAGACAUCACAAAUGAAAUCUCAACCAGAGUCAACAGAUGAAUAUUCACUGGUUCAACCAUUACCACAGAAGACAUCAACAAUGAAAUCUCAACCAGAGUCAACAUAUGAAUAUACAGAGGUUCAACUGUUACCACAGAAGACAUCACCAGUGAAAUCUCAACCAGAGUCAACAUAUGAAUAUUCAGUGGUUCAACCAUCACCACAGAAGACAUCACAAGUGGAGUCUUCACUAUAUGAAGAAGUUUGGAAAGGAGAUCCAAGAGAGUAUCAGAGAAAUAAUGAUACAGCUGAAAUUGAAUAUGAAAGUGAUGAUUCUCUGGAUCCAUGGUGUGCAGAUUUGCCAGAAAUGAAAAAGGCAAGUCAAAACAUGAAAUCUCUCUUACAUUGGGGCAGUGCUUUAUCAUAGCCUGGGACUAACCUUUGUCUUAAGCUGACUUUUAAAAAGAUUUUUAGGGCUGUGUUUUUUCACAGAUUUUUUCAGGGCCUCCAGGCACCAAGAAGGUACUUUAGAGCACAGAAUUUAUUUUCAAUUUGAUCCCUUUUACUUUAACCCUUAACUCCCAAGAUCUCAUUAGCAAUUCUCCUUACUGUCUCCCAAACAAUUCUCAUCAUGUUAGUUUGGAGAAUUUGGUAUUGGAUCAAUUAGUAAUCCUAUAAUUGAUAUUUUUCUUUAUUCUCAUCACUUGUCUGCAUAGUAUUGAACAGAUAUAGUAAGGAGAAAUUCUGUCUUGGUCACUCACAGGAGUUAAAGGGUUAAGUAGAACAGACUACGAACUCCUCUCAUUAUAAUAGUUGGGUGUCUAUUCUUAGUCAGAAGUCGAUAGCUUCAUUAACAUGUUCAUAGUUAAAGUGUGCAUUUCCUGCGACUCUUUUCACCCUAAUAUCAGUGUGCAUAUUCUCCAUUUCCUAUCAUACUGACAAUGAUAAUUUGUUCAACAAUCAAGAGCUUUUUUGUUCAGCGAUCAUUUCCUUAAUUCUCAUGACCUUAAUGUUUGAUUUAGGAGACUUUCUGUAGGGAGAAAUUAGGUGCUAGUCACUCUUAGAGGUCAAAGGGUUAAAGGUGCACCAUAAGUGAACUGACCAACCUGGCUGGGCAGUCUAACUUGUGGUUUGUGACAGUAAAUGACUCUGAACUACAUGACAGUAAAUGACUCUGAACUACAUGACAGUAAAUGACUCUGAACUACAUGACAGUAAAUGACUCUGAACUACAUGACAGUAAAUGACUCUGAACUACAUGACAGUAAAUGACUCUGAACUACUUGACAGUAAAUGACUCUGAACUACAUGACAGUAAAUGACUCUGAACUACAUGACAGUAAAUGACUGAACUACAUGACAGUAAAUGACUCUGAACUACAUGACAGUAAAUGACUCUGAACUACAUGACAGUAAAUGACUGAACUACAUGACAGUAAAUGACUCUGAACUACAUGACAGUAAAUGACUCUGAACUACAUGACAGUAAAUGACUCUGAACUACAUGACAGUAAAUGACUCUGAACUACAUGACAGUAAAUGACUCUGAACUACAUGACAGUAAAUGACUCUGACCUACAUGACAGUAAAUGACUCUGAACUACAUGACAGUAAAUGACUCUCAACUACAUGACAGUAAAUGACUCUCAACUACAUGACAGUAAAUGACUCUCAACUACAUCUAUGUUUUGUUCUUAAACUGAAGGCUUUGAUGCCAGUCUUAUUGAAGUCUCCAACUAGUAUUACUUCUCAAUAUUUUUUAGAGAGGUGACAGCACAGAGAAUGUGGACUACAGUAAGGCAAUACCAAACAGCCUAAGUCCAAGGGUAAGUGUCCUGGUCUAGAAGAGACAUUUUUCAUUCAUAUGUAGUUCUUGAUUUUCAUCAUAUGUAUUUGGUAAAACAAUGGACCUCUAUAUUCACAGACUUUCAUCUGAUUUGAUGAUGGGGUACUUUUUUUUUUACAGUAAAGCUGAAAUGGAAGUUUAACCAUUCAACUUUGAAGAUUUGUUUGUUACUUUUCCCCUUCAGCUGCUACACAUUUCCUUUUGAAUAAGUGAUGAGAAUUUGGUGUCCCAGAUCAUGAUGACAUCUUCUGACUGAUAAUAAAUAAUGGAUAUUAUAGGGAAAAGUUAAUACAUGGUAAUCACUUCUGAGAUUUUAAGGGAUAUUUACAGUCAAGGGUGAACUUUUUGAGAAGCUAAGGGAUUUUGGUAAAACUCAACAUCUCAUCAGUAAACAUUCCUUGUUCUUGCUUCUUGUAGGUUCGUAAAAGUGAAGGAUACCUUUGGAAGCAAGGAGGGUAAUUACAGAAAGUAUUGCUGAGUAUUUUUAUGAGAUAUGCUGUAUUUUGACGAGCCUGUAGGGCAAGUUGCAAUACAAACUACUCAUAAAAAUACUCAGCAAUCCAAUACACCCGAACAUCUAAUGUGAUAUUUUAUUUUAUUAUACAUUAGAAUUACUAUGAAAACUCUGAUGGUCAAAAGCAUACAGUCAAUAAACAGUGGCAGGUGAAGUUGACAUGAUAACCCAAUAUUUGCAGCAGAUAUUGGGUUAUCAUGUCAAAUUCAAAGUCUGCCAAGUUUCCAAGCCCCUUAUCUGUGUAGCGUUCGCAAACUUUUGUAUACUCAUAGAGAAGCAUCUUCUUUUGCAGAUUGUCUGAAAGAUAUUUAAUAAAACAAUUAUUGAAUGUAAUCAAGCCUUGUGUUUGUGCUUUGAGUAACUCAGACCUGCACUUUGAUAAUUCAUGAUGUCAUGCUCAGCCUCAUCCAAUAAUUGCUUAUUAAUAACUAGAUAUGAAAGUUGCAAAAUCAGAUACACAACGAAAAUUUACCACAGAAGUGACUUGUAAAGUCAUGCAGAGUUCAGUACUCACAUGAGAAUUUCUCUUCUAUUUUAGACAAAAGAACAAUAAGGGAUGGAGAAAACGGUGGUUUGUUUUUGAUGGCAAGGACCUAAGAUACUACAAGGAUAAGGUAAGUUUUGUUCGCAAAAAAAAUUGUCCUAAAAGAUGAGGCUGUUUUGUUUUGAAAGUUUCUGUAGCAUGAAGCGACUUACAAGUAUUGGUUGCCCCCCUCCUAGAUAGGAUCCUACUCCAUUACAGAUUACCCCAUUCAUUUGGUAAUUCUCAAAGUUUCCCUAUCAGUUUUCUGGCACCCAUCUAGCCAGUCAUAUUGCUUUAUUUGUGAUAAAAUGCUGGUAGACUUCAACCAAUUCUUGCUAGUAUUUAUUUAUGAAAUGACUUGCAAGUGUCUUGUUAUGCCAACUAAGGUUUUUUUUUUGGUGAAACUGCCCAGACUAACUUUAUUUGUGAAAUGACUUGCAAGUGUCCUAUUUUGUCAACUAGGUAAUUUUUUGGUGAAACUACUUGGAAUAACUUUAGUGUUUGUUAAAUUUCAGGAUUCCCUGACUGAGUCUCUUCAUAUAAUUCCUGUCAGUCAGAUAAAGGACAUUGAAAAUGUGAAAGAUGUAAGUAUUUUGCCAUACAACUGUUGUUACAAUCCAGUGUUAUUAACACAAAACUGACAAAUCUGAUUACUGGAAACAAGCAAUGACUUUUUUUUAAUUGUUCAACAUCUUUGCUUACUGUGGUCUGUGGCAAUGAUUGGCACAAUUUGGAUUAAGUUGAAAUCAUUGUUUGUUUCUGAUAUUAUGACUAUUCAAUUUCAUUCACUAUUAGUAGUGAACAUACCAUAAUCACAAAGGUGACAUUACAAUUGGUUGAAUAGCUCUUGGUUCCGAAAGUUUAACAAGCACAAUGACUAUGACAGAAACACGUUUCUUUUGUUUUCUCACUUUGUGGCCAUGAAAUAGCUAUGCUGAGCCUAAAUAUUCAAAUGCAUUCUAUUUGUAACAAUUCAUUCUAACUUUCAUAUUUUUAGGAAAAACGUUCAACAUUCAAAGUGAUAACUCCAAACAGGACUUUCAUUUUUGCAUCAGAAAACAUCAGUAAGUUACUUUUGUAGUUCCUUUUUUUUCCACCUCUGAUUGAUGUUUGUUUUAUUGAUUUUACCUUUUAGGGUUAAGAAACAAUUGCGUAUAAUAAUUAAAUGAUCUUAGAAAAAAAUAAAUUUUCACUUAAAUAUUGAUUUUUUAAUAACCUUUUUGAUACCAUGUAUAAACUACUUUAAGUGGGUGAUUAUUGGUAUUCAUUCUUGUAAUGUUUUUGCUCUUUUCUCUAGCGGAAAUGAAUCUCUGGUCUCAAACUCUUAUGGAGGCAAUCAUUGGCUGCAAGGUGAGGGUGAACUAAGAGUGGAAAAUUAAAUUGAUGCUGAUAAACAGCUGAAAAUGUAAGACAGAUUCCUUCUUGAUUUUCAAAAGGAUGAAAAUUACAGAGUUAAGUACUGAGUCUGAGUCUGAAAUUCCUGGAGGAGAAAGGGAAUACGAGAUUAAAAAGAGCAGUAAAGAACUGCUGAUUAAUUCCAGAAAAGAAAAACCGGAAAGAAGGCUGGAGCUAAUUGUUUACCUUAAGUAAAGAUAAUUCUGGUCAAUAUCAGUAUCUGGGCAACUGCCCACCUACCCCUCCCCUAACCCAACAUUAACCCUAAGUUGUUAUCAAUUGACUGUUGUUGAGUUUGGGGAGGGGUAGGUGGGCAGUUGCCCAGAUACUGAUAUUGAUCUGAUAAUUCUCUUAUGAUGUCAUGGCAGCCAUAUUGGUCACCAAUAAACAACGAAGUGGUGGAAAAUAACUUUCUGCGGCUGCUUGCUACAAAAGUGAAAAUGUUAUGUAAAGAUUACUAUAUCACAGGAAGUACGGGAUUAAUUUUUCAUGUUUUUAUUUCUUCUCUUAUGUUUGGCAGGGAGAUGGCAAGAAUUGGAAGAGUGGUGGAGAAAUGAGUGACCCAGACAAGGAGGUAGAAAAGAUGAGCUUUUGGUGUCCUUGAUCUGCAGUAAAAGCUCUAUCUGAAAAAAAAAAAAUUGGUUCAAAAUAUUGCUUGUCAAAAGAAAGAAAACCUUCACAGGCAACUGAUGGGUUUAUUCACAUUGUCUCUCUGUAAAUCACUCAAAUUAGCCAUCUGCAAAUAGGCUCCCAUCUGUGAAACAUGGUAGCACUCAAUGUAUGCUUAGUUAACUGAAAAUAGAAAGUAAGAAAAAUCACAGUACAUUACGUAGCAUGUUUUUCCAACUUUUUGUGCCUUGAUGUCCACAAGGGCAAAUCAUAAUUUGAGGGUUGAAUGUUUAAAUCUCCCCAAAAUUCUUUUUCCCACCAAAUUUAGAGAAGCAGCCAGUGAAUGAUGUUCAUAUUUUUCUGUUCUCAGGGAUGGCUGAAGAAACAGGGACACAAUGUUGUGGCAGACUGGAAGAAAAGGUAACAGGACUAUGGAUGUUGAAAUGUUUCUUUAAGCAGUAAGUUAAUUCAACCUUCAAACAGUGACAUCCAAUUCUCAAUUUUUGUGUUACAUGUAGAUAUGUAGCUAUCAAGGGGGACAAGAUCUGUUACUAUGACACUUAUGAGGUUUGUUUCAUUUUCAUUUUUUAUUUUUUUAUUUUUUGAGGGUUGAUUUUUAGUAGUUAGUUCAUGUUUGGUAGUCAUGGUUCUCUUUGACAAGAAUGGUUUGUUGGGAGACAAUUUUAAACAAAAAUUCUAGUCUUAAUUCUUACAUGUUAACCCUUUAACUUCCAGGUCAAAUGCUUCAUUCUCCUUACUGUCAACCAUACAAUUCUUAUAAUGCUAGUUCAGAGAAUUAAGUAUUGAAUCAAGUAAUUAUCCUCAAAUUGAUAUUUUUCUUUAUUCUCAUAACUUAUCUGGUUGAUAUUGUGUUGAUAUUGUAAGGAGAAAGUCUGUCUUGGUGACUCAUGGGAGUUAAAGGGUUAACUGAUAAAAAGUUGUUACCAUAAGAACUGUUUUCAGUGCAGACAACAAUUGAUUGACCUCCUUGAUGUUCUCCCUUUUAAUUGCUACACAUUUCCCUGUAAAUAAUUUACGAGAAUUUGGUGGUAGAUCAAGAUAACAACUUCUACCUGAUAAGUUUGUGUAUUCUGAUCACCUGUUUGCUUGAUAAUGUAUGGAUGUUUUAGAGAGAAGUUACAUAUUGAUCACUUCCAGGGGUUUGCUAGAACCUCAAAAUAUUACAGUAUUUAAGUUUUAUUGUUUCUACAGAUUUAUUUAGGGAUUUUACUUGAAGUGUUUUGGAGUAUUUCAGGGCACAUUAUUAUUUCUCAUUUUCCCAUUGUUGCUGUAACUCACUGUAGAAAAGCACAUGGUCAUGUAUGUUCUUUUAAUUUAGGACUUUAUUUAUGCAACACCAAUAAAUUGCAUCAAUGCUGCUUUGGCCAAAGUGAAAACUGUUGACGGACAUAAGAACAGAUUUGUAAUAAUCACGUUCCACAAGUCUUAUAGGUUAGUUUUAUUUAUCCUCAUGGAUUUUUCUUUACACUUGUUUAAGUUGCCUUCAGUCAACCAUUUGCUGGUCACUUUUGGUGUAAAAAUGUGUGCUGAGAAGAUCUUGUAGAGUGUGACUGAAAUGUUCAUGAGGAGGCUUAUGUAUGAUUCUCAAAUGUAUUUUGUUUGAGUGUUUUUAAAGCCAAAUGAAAACAGAAUAAAGAUACUGUAUUAAGACCUUAAAAUAAUAUGGGAAAUUGUGAAUACGUUGGCCUACUGUAUGGUAUUGUUACUGCAAUAUUCAUCUACGAAUUACGGUAGGACAUGGAGAAUUGGAAAUGACUAAUUGAUGGCCACGAAUUUUGAUUGUUCGUAGUUUCCAAGGAGAUAGUGAAUUUGAUGCUUCCUCAUGGAUUGUUGCCAUAGAAACAGCCAUUCAGAUCGGACUUGGUGAUACAACGGUGAAAGAACUUUCUCUUAUAGAACUUUUGGCAGUAAACUAGGAUCUUGGGUCCUCCAAUAAGGCUCAAAAUUCUAGCCAUGUUGACCGGGUACUCAAACGUACCUUUCACCUGACGGAACUCCCAGGUAGAAGUGCUACACCACUAUCGAGUUUUUCUGAGAACACAUCGUCAGAGACAAAGGAAUUUAGAGGUGUAGCCAGUCAUAGCUGGAGGGGGCACUCUACAUGAGCGAUAAAUGGGAAAAUUUUUUAUUUUUUACGUCAAAGUAACUGAAUUGAGAGUUUCUUUUGAUUUGAGAUCCUUCUUCCACUAAAAAGAGGAAAGCAGAACAAUCAGUUGCAAUCUGGCGCCUGCAACCUGCUUCCCCGCAUGCUAAAAAAAAAUCUAGUGUGGUCUGACGAUGCCAACAAGGAUUUUUUAAUUAAUUACUAUUGUGGGUGUGUUACUGACCCCUCGUGUCUUUUGUAUUUCCCACUGUAGAUUCGUGAAAAAGUUUGGGAGAAUCCCAGUAACCGAUUUUGUGCAGACUGUGGAAUGAAAGGUUAAAUUUUGUAUUUAAUUCAAUGAUCAGUUACCUUUUGGUGGCCUGUUUUGUUGAAAUGCGUUUAACUUUAAUCAGCUGUUAUAGAACUCGGCGUCGAAGCAUCCGAAGCACUAUAAGGGAGGUCAGCGGUUCGACUCUUGCAAGCACCUCACUGUUACACAGGCUGAAAAAUUAAUCGAUGCUUCACUUCAUUAGAGCACACUUUAUCUAUUAUGACUUUUUUUUUUAAUUUCAGAUCCAGUGUGGGCAUCAGUCAACUUCUGUGUUUGUGUUUGUGCAAAAUGUAUUGGUAAGUUCAUUUCACAGCCUAAAGGUUUAUUGCAAGCUACACAAGUUUUACAGGAAAGUGCUGUUGGGUUACACCUCAUUGUGGUGCUACAGAACUGUGAGAAGAAAAAAAAUGAAACAAUAGCUUUCAUUUAGCGGGAGAAUAACCUCAGAUAUUUGUCCACGGAUAUGAUCUGUUCAGAGAGGCUCGUUAAGGAACAUGUUAUGGCCAAGGACAAAUAUACAAGCAUAAUUUUGAGCCAACUAGAGACUAUUGUGUAUAUGUCCAUCCCAAUAUUUUCUGCACCGCGCGGGACGUAUCUGAUCAACAACAUUUCCUUUCUUCAUGGAAUGUUGACUUUCCUGUGAUCUGCGGCAAGGUUCAUGAGCAAACUUGUCAGAGUCUUUUUCUGAAAGAAGAGCAGAAAGCUUUCUUCUAUGUAAUUAUUUCCACGACUUUGAUCACACCGUACUUAAAGCUUCAAAAUAGGGCAUAUCAUUUAAGGAUUACUCGCUAGUACUCCAAAGUUUUAGUUAAAGGAUAUUCCUUGACGUGAAGCGUUCGGACCAAUCGCGCAUGAGAGAAAAUAUUGGAUAAAUUUUCAUGUUACGCAUUACUUUUAUUUUAAAAGGUGUUCAUCGGAACCUGGGGGUUCACUGUUCUCGUGCACGUUCUCUUCUCAUGGACGAGAAGAUCUGGAACCCAGCUCUUAUAGAGGUAAGUCUAUUUCCGCAAGGAGCUUUUCUCAUUUGAAGCAUUUUGAUUAUAGGAUCAGACUUACAUAUAUGGUCACGGUGCCCUAAAGAAUCGUUGAACGAAUAGUAUUGUACUGAGGUCGUUAAAUUGUAUGCCUGUUUUGUAUACGCCUUGUCAUGGAUUUACAUAAGUGAAUGGUGGAAUAUUCUCGUAUUUGCCAGAAUCCUGCGAGAAUCUAGCGGAGGGGAUUUGAAAACAGGUUGAACAGAAAGUUCAUUUCCCCCACUCGUUGUCUAAUUCUUAUUGAUAUUUUGACGUUAGAAGUUCAAUGCUCAAUUUGAUCGGCAUGUACUCACAAGAUCAGGGGUGAAUGUUUAUCUCAGUAGGGUUUGGAAAAAUUUUCAAUUUAUAGAAAAAUUUAAACCAAAAAAUUUUCAAAUACAGUGCGACGAAACACCUUUAAUUUUGCCUUCUCUCUGUACACUCGCACGAGUUUGUCUCUCGCCGAGUGAUGAAAUGUGCCAUCACUACCAGCCAAUGACUUUUUUCAUUUGACAAUUCUCCUCAAAAUCUUGCACUAUUUCAACUUUUAUCUCAACACAGCUGAUGAUAAAAAUUGGAAAUGACAACGCCAAUCAACUUCUUGAACACAAGUUACCCGAAGACGACAAAAUAACACCAGAUGCCAAUGUGUAUGUAACCCUUAAAAAAACCUUUUGAAUUCUCCUUACUGUCUGCCAUACAGUUCUUGUGUUGUAAGUUCGGAGAAUUUGGUAUUAGAUCAACUUAUCCCCAAAUUGAUAUUUUUCUUUAUUCUCAUCUCUUGUCUGCUUGACAUUGUGUUGAUAUUGUAAGGAGAAAUUCUCUCUCGGUCACUCAUGGGAGUUAAAGGGUUAAGAGCCAGAAAAUACAGCAUGCAUGGGUGGGUAGCGGAGAGUGAUGCCCAGAGCCCGUAAGCGCCCCUUGAAAUCGUGUAACCAACCUUCCUUUUAUCGGAUGUUUAUGUGGUAUCGACACAGAUCAGGAUUGCGUCUUAUUACUAAAUUUUGUCGAUGAAGUAAUGCAGCUUUCGUAUAUUCGGGAGCCGUAACUUCUUACAACCAGAGUGAAACUUUGAUUUUCGCUGUCGUUCAUUUCCCCAUUUUUGCAUUGAUGUGAACUGAUCAUUUAUGUUUUUGAUACGUUCUUUUUUGUUGUAUCUCUGUUCGAACCAUGUGAGGGAAAUCAAGCAUAAAUAUUUCUCGUCACCGUUUGCAAUAAACAUGUCUCCAAAUGUAUUUAAUUGUUAGAUUAGCGAUCUUCUGUCUGUACUGUUAUCUACUAGUUUCGUUAAUUUAGAAGUAUGAUUUAUGCGUUCCCAGCAAGUUAUCAUAUGUUUCAGUUUGUUGACAUGGGAAAAGGGAAAUUUCGUCUAGCCAUUUACGAGAUUCAAACAAAAAUAUGCACAAGCUAAAACAAGAGAAUAGGCAUGGAAAACAAAUAAUGAAAACUUCAUUCAAAGCCUCAAUCCCGGUAACAGCGAGCCAACUGAGCAAUACCGUUAAGUAUUGCAAAAAGCCAUACCAAUUUUUAAAUUUAUUUUAGUGCGGCGAGACGAGAGUUCAUCUAUUCCAAAUACUGGGAAAAGAAAUACGCCAAAUACCAUCAAGCUUUUGGAGAUCCUGAGGCGCUAGGAAAGGUACAUUUUGUAAUAUUUCAAGACAGAAGUUAGGCGGGGGAAACUUCGUCUCCGUUUACUUCCUUAAUGCGUGUGAAGUGUCCGCCAAAACUUUGGUAGGAAAGCAAUUUUUGAAACACCUAAACUGUCGCUAAGCGGUCAUGUGAAUAAGUUCUCGGCGAGUCUUUGGCGGGAAGGCAGUUUUAGACAGCGAAUAGUCACUGUAGUGGGCAGUUGUGUGACACGUGCGUGUUUCCCGCCAGUUCUGUGGCUAGCAGGCAGCGUUACAGCUGAUUCUGUGGCCUGAGGUGUGAUCCGUAUCAGACUCCCGCCAAAAGUGUCGCACUACUAAUGCAUACUUUGCACCAAAUCUGUGGCUGCCAGGCAGGUUUUAACAGCUGAUUCUGUGACUUGCGGUGUGAUCCUUAUCAGUCUCCCGCUAAAAAUGUUGUCAGCUGCCCGAAGGAGACCUUGACUCUAAAUUUGUUAUAUCUUGUGUUGUAAAAUCGUUAAACGAACUUUGAGUUAAUACAUUAAUUUUAAUUUUACCGACCGGUCUACCGCCUCGUUUGUAGUUUCUCACCUUACACGUGUCAAAUAUAUUUUGAAACCGCAUUAAUUGCAUUUUGUUUUGUUUGAACCGGACGCAGUUUGUUAUGCACAUUACCAAUGGUCAUUUUCGAGUUUCGCUUUGUUUUGGUGUAGGUCUUGCGGGAUACUGUGGUCACAAAGGACAUUUUAUCCACCAUGGAACUAAUUUUAAACAAAGUGGAUGUAAGUCAAUGAUCCUAGACUUAUUAGCCUUGACUUUAUUUAUGGGUGGAAUACAUUUUUAUCCUCGGAAGUUAUCCUUUCGAAAGGAUUUUUAAUUUUCCACAUCGAAAGAUGAAACGCUAUAAUCAUUUAUUGCUGUAUAAUUUAAUUAAUUUACUCCUCCGUAAAUAAGCGCGGCUAAAAGUUUUUCUUACCAGUGGCGAAACAAUUUUGCGAGCAUUAUACAAGAAAAUUAUCGGUGAGACAUGCAACAGAACUAGUAGGGGUGUGGCGAUAAAAUCGAGUUAUUUUUACUCUGAAGAUAUAUAUUAUUUUUUCAGUUUUCAUAAUGGAUGCUUUCAAAAAUGUCCACUUUUAAUCUCUUUUAAUUUUUUUCUCUUUUCUUUGCCAGGUUCGUUACGUUGCCUCAGAUGCUGAGGACGAAAAAACGCGUAAGUUGUGAAAAUCUUUCAUAUCCUUAGGAAAUAGAUAUAUAAGUUCCCUGCUUUCAAACCAAGUCUAGAAACAGUUCUUUUUUAGUUUUCAAUUUUCAAUCCGGUUUCCCUUUCGCCAACAACUAAAGAGAACGUAAUGGGCUGUAGGGUAUAUUUCAGUAGAAAAUUUUGAAAGUAGAUACAGUCGAACCUGUACCACGGGGAAUGGCGGGGAAAAUGCUUGAUGCAGGUUGACCGCUAAAUACAACUCCACAUAAUAAUAAAAGAAUAAAAAACGCAGUUUUUCUUAACAGUCUUAUGAAGAAAGAUAAUCGGCAAUGUGGAGAAGACAUUUGAACUCAAAGUAGUGACAAUGAUUUCGGGAGAUAAACAUGAAAUAAAUUCGACUUGAGAGAUUAUUCUUAGUAAUAUUUUAGUGGUUCCGCUUUAAGUGAUCGUUCAAUACAGGUAGAAUACAAUACAAACAAGCUGUUGGGACUCAGUCAAAGGUGACUACGACCCUCUAAUAGAGGUGAUCGCUUAGUAGAGGUGAAAAUUAUAGUAACUACGGGGAAAAAAGUUCGCGACUUUGACAACCGACUGCUUAGAAAAGAGUGACCGCUUAAUAAGGUGCCGCUUAAUACAGGUUCGACUGUAUCUCGGUUGAAAGGCCUAAGGUAAAUGGUGAAUGAUUUUCUACGCUGAGAUUGUAAUUUUGAAAUUUUUUUUUCUUUUUUAAUUGGACAGCGCUCGAACUGGCGGAAGAAGCUGGACAAACUCUUCAAGCAGUGAGUACUUUGUGUAGGAGUAAAUUGUGUAUUGUUUCUCGACUUGCUGAACGCCGGCUGAAAAACCGCUUGUUUUAAUGACGUUAAAGUUUACUUGUUUUCAAGAUCUCCUGAUGUUUUUCAUUCAUUAUUUAAUUUAGGAACUGCUCCGACAGAAUGGUGGAGAAGGUAUGUGUUGUCUUGAUUUUUUUCUACUUUUCUUCCUUGUCUUUGUCAUUUUGGAAUCGUUUGCAAGUUGUGCAAAGGAAGAGGUCUGACUCUUGCGUUCUUCUCUAGGAAAACCUGAUCAGAACCUAGGUGAUGACCAAACAGCGACGCUUAAUACUGAGGUAAGAUUGUAGACUGUCAUGUCUGUAAUACACGAUAUGGUAUUGAUGGACACAUUCAGCGCUGUUCAUCAAUUGUCGUAAAGCAAACCCAAAGUACACACAGCGGCCAAUCAGAACGAAGAGGAAUACCUGAAUGAGCCAAUAAAAACUUGAAUCAACCAGAUUCUAGCGCGGGAAAACGCCAGAAUUAUUUUUUGCAUCUUAUUGGUUGAGAAGGUGGCACAAGAUUUCAAGACACAAGUGGAAUAAAAUUUUAAUAAAUUGAUGCAAGUAUGGAUUACUUUCGACAAUCAAUUUUAAAUUGUAAAAAUUGUGGAUUGGAUCGAUGUUUUCGUCAUAUUUUACUCUUUAGUACUGAUAAACAUAGGUAAUUUCAUUUCGUCAUCCCAUAAUUCCAAUAGUCCUUUUAAAUCAAACCAUGUUGAUUGUUUCUUUGACAGGCUUCUCAGAGUGCUCCCAUCGAAAUAGUUUAUGAAAAAGAGGGAUUCUUGCAAAAGAAAGAAGGAGUAAGUUUUAAACGCUCUGAUUUUAGAGACGAGGUGAAAAGCGGACGCGCAAGAAUGGAAAGCGAAAACUGAGGUUGCAGUUCGGGAUCAAUAUCAGUAUCUGGGCAACUGCCCACCUACCCCUCCCCUAACUCAACAACAGUCAAUUGACAACAAGUUAAGGUUAAUGUUGGGUUAGGGGAGGGGUAGGUGGGCAGUUGCCCAGAGACUGAUGUUGAUCCACAGUUCGUGUCAAGGAAACUGUUGUGUUGUUUUGCAUUUUGCUUGGCUCUCCCGCGCACAGUCGCCAACACCAUAUUCCGCGUCCAUUUUUCUCUUAUCUCUACUGAAUUGAGCCUGCUGAGCUUGUUUAAGAUCAAAUCUCCUCACCAAGGCCCAUAACGUUCUAAUGUUACUAGCUUGCUGACAUCUGCGAUUUCAUAUUUUGUUGUAGAGCUGGAGAAAAAGGUGGUUUUUGUUGAAAGACAGGCAUUUAAAGUAUGCCAGAGGGGUUAGUGGAAAUUUUAUCGUUGGUUCAUUUCUUCAGGGAAAGAAAAUCGAGUUUUGUAAUUGCUUUUGUUUGAAUGAUAAAUCGAUUUUGCUAAAACUGCUGGCUUACUUGUUCGCAGCCACAUGACAAGGACGAUCUUGUUACGAUUGACCUUAGAACAGUGACGUCACUAGUGAGAUGUCCCAAGGGAGAGCAGUUACAACUGGAUAUUGUUACGGUUGACAAGUAAGAAGGGUUUUGCAUUAUUCUUUACGCGCAUUAACUUCGGUUGUCACUUUCUCUAGACUGUUCUGUAUACAUUUCCUAAGGUGCUAACAAGAAGGAUUUGUUUAACAACCAAAAGAUUCUUUAGUUGCUGAUCAUUUCCCUUAUUCUCGUGACCCUAAUGUAUGAUUCAGGGAUGAUAUUGUAAGGACAGAGGAGAUCCUAGUCACUCUUAGGGGUUAAAGUGUUAAAUGUGUUCGUUAAUUGCCUUCAGGUCCUUAUUUGAGAGAGUUUUACUCGCAAAAGCGUACUAAUUAUCUAAGAAAAUGUGAAACUGGACCUAAACAUUGAUUUUUUCUGUACAAAAGAAACGGUGACCAGAAGUUCCUCUCUAUUGUAACUUCGUUCUCUACAAGUUUGCCCACACAACGACGAGUCGCGAAUCCGGGAAAUACAUAUUUAUUUUUCGUUUUUUAUAGAACGCAUAGUUUGAAGGCUGAUAGUGAAGAGGAAUUGGAGGGCUGGUACUCAGCUCUGAGAAGCAAACAGGUAAGAGUCUGGGACUGAAAGAACUGAGUAAUUUAGUAUUAUCGACCGGGUUGAUAACGUAAAUUGGCCACCGUGAAGAGUUUCAAAACUGACAUUUCGAGCGUGAGCCCUUUUCAGAGCGAAUGGAGAAAUUGUUGGGGGUGUGUGUGUUUAUAUACGUGUUUUUCUGCAUAUAAAAGCCACAGUUUCUUUAGAAACUUACUCCCUUUAUUGAAAGAAAUGACUCAACUUUUAUUAAUUGGUAUUGUGUAACCAGCGCAUCCACCUAAUUGAAACUAUUUAUUUUCGCAGGUUUUUGGUGUUCUGCUUUGUCAGCAAGGGCUUGGUUCUGAUGGCAUCCCACACUUAGUGGCAAAGUGCUUGCAGUUUGUCGAAACCUAUGGUAAUUCUUUUUUUUCUAGGCGGAAAAUUGAUGUCAAAUGAUUAGUGUGACUACAGACGCGCCCGAUUUAAGAAAGCAGCUAAUGCACCAAUUAAAUUUGAGGAAUUUGGUAUGGUUAUGAUUAACGAUGUCAUAACCGAUUCUAUGAAAUAUUUUCGAUCACUCCAGGUGGCCUCGAGAUGGAAGGAGUUUAUCGUGUGAAUGGUGGGCAGUUGACAAUGAAAAAACUGAGAACUUCCUUUGAUCAAGGUAUCAAAUUUGUCUAAAAAUCCAUAGUGAUUUGUGAUUUGAAAAAGAACUGUAGUUCAUUAUGUUGGACUUUUCGUGUUGUCUCAUACCGAGGUAUUGGUAUCUCUCCUUAGACGCUGGUAGCGUGUUGCUAACUUUGGAUGAAUGCGGGGUCCAUGACGUCACUGGAGUACUGAAGCAAUACUUGCGACAACUUCCCGACCCAGUCAUCCCUGGCACCAUGUACAAGCAUUUCAUUGCAGCUGGCUGUAAGAAUCAAUUUUUUUUGGGGGGGGGAGGGGGAUAAAUAGAUUGUGUUGAACGUCGUGGGUAUUUUGAACGAGAUUUCUCUGGAUCGUUUAAUAACAGCAUUCUGUGUUGGCUCUACAAAGCUCGCACUGCUCUUUCACGACCCGUCAGAUGUAGUAAUCAUGUCUUGGUUGUGCCACACCUUGCACGAUUUUUAUGGUGGUUGCGCCUUUCACUGCUCGCAUAUUUUCCCGCGCUUGACAUUUCUCACGUUUUUUCCUGCGCGUCUUCAGUGCCCUCGGCAAGUUCUCUUGUUCUUUCGUAUUCUAUAGCUCUGUUAGUUUCUAUUGCUCGCGCAACGUUGUAAAAGCAAUUAAUAAAGAUAAAGAUAUGACCCAUUUCUCAUUGAUUAGUUGCCAAACCACGGUCAAAAGUACAUUGGGUUUCCCUGCACUUUUUACCCUCUGCCAUCUUCAUGUAUUUCGCGAGCACUAUGCAAUUUGCCGAAUAAGAGAUUCUUUCGGAAGGUAGUGCAUUAGAUACUACUCGCAACGGGGCGUGGUAAUUCAUGAUAAUGUAGUUGUUUAUGGCAAUGUAUCAUUUCUUGGCUAAUUUAUCCUUUUAUUUACUUCUUUCCUUAGCGAUUCAAGACCAUAAUACAAGACUACAGACAAUUAAAUCUUUAAUCAACCAGCUUCCUAAAGUGAACCAUGGAACUCUUAAGGCGAUUAUCUCUCAUCUGACUAAGUAAGUGUAGGGACAAUAGAGGUUGCGCUCUAUCAAAAUCGAACUAGAAUCACCGUAACACUUCUUAGUUUUACUUUCGCGUGGCCUUGGAAGACCCAGCGGCCUGGGGUCUAGGGCAGAACUUAGGAUUGGGAAGUCCAGUUGGAACACCGACCAGCGGGUCGUCUUGUUUUCGUACUGAUCUCCACUCUCCACCCAGGGGUAUAACUGGGAGCUGGCGAACUGUCAGAGAAACCUGACGAACUGCUGACGAGGGGGAAACUGCGAUGGAUAAGCUUCUUAAACUAAAAAAAAAUAUAUAUUCUCUCACUUUCUUUUAUGUGUCAUUACUUGGGGUUUGGGGACAUAGUUUAGUCAGAAAAGCUACAUCAAACAACAAUGACUUGUCAACUGAUCUUAACGCUCAAGGCGAUAAGUUGCUCUGUUGAUUACAUCUUGGGAGUCGUUAAUUACCUCGUGGGAGUUGUUGUAUUUAUCGCCUGUUCCAUGGACAGUCCAAAUCAAUUUUUUUUGUGACUUUUGCGAAGAACGAAUCAGCUUUACAAGGGAUUAUAUACGAGAGAUUUAUUCAGGUUUUGUUUUGCCAUGUCCUAAUAUUGGUUAUUAAUUUUUUUCUUCCUUUUCAGAGUGACCGAGCUAGUUAGUGUCAACAAAAUGGGAGUGCCCAAUAUUGCCAUGAUCUUCGGUCCUACUUUGAUGUCCAAUGAAAGCGUAAGCAUCGUUCAUAUUGUUGCUGGAACAUAAUUCGGUAACGAAAGUCAUCGAAGAAUCAGUGAAUAGUUGGUGAACACAACUUGAAAAGCUUUUUUUCUUACAGUUACUUACAUUUGUAAAUUCUAUUGAACUCUCAAAGCUUCUUAUUUAGCCUUCCUUUUUUACUUUUUACGGCUUCCUUUUUCACAUUGAUUGAUUGACCGUGUUUCAAUUGUCUUCAUCUUUUAUCUUUUUCAAUUAGACUGGGCGAAUGGACGAUUCCUCAAUUAAUCAGGAAUUCUCCAUUGUUGGAGACAUGAUCACGUAUUAUAAGUGGCUCUUCGACGUAAGUAUGAGAUAGUUACCUUCUGGUAUAGACCUGGUUCAUAUUUAAAAAAAAUUUUCCUGCUUACUCUUACUAUUGGAUAAGAAAGGAGCUAAAAAUGGGUUCUAUGCAAGUGUCAGGGAUGCCAGAAAAAUCACUGGGAGAGGGGAGGGAGGUGGUCAACCUUCGAUGGAUUAGGAUCCCACCUCAGAGGGGUAGCAUUAGUUUAUGACGCAAAGCCUGCAUUCAAUUCCGAAAGCCACUCUUGUCAGUCUUGUAUGCAGACUCUACUUCAAAGAUAAAGCGGUAGAAUUCAUUGCCUCACUUUUGUGGAAGACUUUAAGAAAAUUUGACGCAUCAGCGAAACUGUGCUCUUUCGUAAACAAGUGGAACUUUGGCUCCCACCAGUGGGAUAGUUACAAUAAUGAUUAAUUUUCUAUCUUUUUUUUUUCAAGGUGAGUGAGGAAGAAGAAGAGAAAGCCCAGGUUCGAACGAAGCAUUUACUUAACCAAUACCUUGUCAUUAGAUUCGUUGUGUUCUCGGGUAUCUUUGCAGUGUUUUCAAUUUUGUUUUCUUAUUUAUUAAUUAGGUAAUCGAAGAAGCCACUCAGAAGAUACGAGAAUUGAUAGAAUUGAAGGUAACACUUUUGCAACAUAAGCAAGCUUUCUUAGCUUUUGGUCUUAGUUUUUAGUCCUAGAGCGCGCCUCGAUGGAGUAACGAAAACAACCAAUUAUAACGAAGGAAAAUAUCACAAGACCACGAGCGCGGGAAAACGCGGAUCACCAAGUCACGUGGUUUUCAAUUUUGCUUCUCAUAUUGGUCUAGUAGUUGGAGUGGCUCUUCUAGACCAAUCACAGAGCGUCUGAAAUCAAAACCCAUACAAUCUUGGAUUACUUUUGACACUCAAUUAAAAAUUGUUUUCUUGCAGUUCUUAGUUUUAAAACUACGCCAUUUCCUGUUUUUUUUUUUCGUUUCAAUCCGAUUUAUUUCUUAAACAGAAAUUAAUCCUCUCUUCUUUUCCGGCGAAUAAUGUUUUUAACUAAUUUUUUUUCUCACAAUGUACAGGACAAACAAAACAAUUCCGGAGGAGAAUUCACUUUGGAUAUUUACGUAAAAGAGAAGAAUGACAAUCCACAUUUAAUGAAGGUAACACAUCCUCCCUGGUGUUUUCCUGAUCAAUAAUUAGCUUUUCUCGACAGUAUCAGUUUGUUUAAGAGCUGACAGUUAUUUAGAAUGAAUAAAUACAAUUUAUGUAAAGUAGGAACUAGCAAAGCUGCAAAUGACGAAGUUUAAAUCUUUCGUGAGAUGCUUUAACUGCAACGCAGCUCCAUAAGAACACUAUGUCGGUUCGUAAGGAGAAUUAAGGUUUUGGACUGAUUGGAAAUGUUUCCCUCUCAGGUUUCGUCUGAGAUGACAGCAGGAAGACUUCGUGCAGAGAUCGUUUCUCAAAAGGCACUAUCGCCCGAUAUCGACUGGGUGCUGUUUGAGGUUAUCGAUAAUGGUGCCAUGGGUGAGUGUUGUUUCCAGUCUCCUGUCACCUCAUCUAUAGUACUCUUCCAUUGUAUCUAGAAACACAAAUCAAAGUAAUCACAAUGGCCAUGUAGAACAAAGGAACAUAUCACAAGCAAAUGAGAAGCUAGAAAACUGCGUGGAAAUUGGAAAACCUCGCGAAAACAAAACGCGAGUGGGGCGAGGAGCGAGUUUUCUCGAAAUCUUGAAGUGGGCUCUGAAGCGAAUUUAGAAUAAUUUUGGGUUACUUUUAAUUCUCAAUUGAAAAUUGCUCCUCCUCUAACAUGUUCAAACCUUUUUAAGUAACAUGCCCGUUCAAAAUUAGUAUUUAUUUCUUAUUUUGUGUGUUCUCCAUCAGAGCGAGCGUUUCAAGUCAGAGAGAAGGUCAUGACCGCGGCAAACUGGGGGAGUGGGAACUACUUGAUCGUCAAAGAGAAUUACAUCGCAGAACAGAUUGCUCCAUAUGUAAAUAUUUUACUUAUUCUCUACGAAAUAAUUUACUACAAACUUCUGUUUCGAGGAGGUCCUCAUGAUUCAUUAAGUGACAUUUUAAGAGACUUCAGUGCGAUUGAAAUUUGAGGCUAUAACUGAUGACCUUAUCAUUAAUGCUUCUGUAUUUAGUGGUUAAAUUAAUGUCUUUUUACGCUGUCCAUAUGGGACUUUAGAUUUGCCGCAAUAUUGAUUUGAUUUCAGCGAUGCUUGAUUUUGCUUAAUUAUGAUGUACCUGGAAAAAUGCCUCAACUGCUGCAUGAUUUUCAGUUUCACGCUCGCAAGCAGGAGUAGUAACAGUGAUCCAGUCAAUCCGGCUGCAUUUGGUAUUCUUCUUAGAGUCGUUUUAUUUUUGGAGGAGUUUAAAAGUCUUCUUAUCACAAGAAAACUUACUUGAACACGACACAAUCUACAAAAAGGUAGUUUGACCAGAAAGAAAAGAAACAACAUGGGACGAAUCUACCAAAGAGGAAGGAAGAAGGCCAAAGAUAAACAUAGAUGGAUAACAAGAUUAAAUUUUGGUUAAAUCUUUCUUUUAAGAUGUACAGACCGAGAUGUAGGUCCCCUGAAAAAGUUUCGAAUGUCUUGUUGAUGUAGCUGUCCUUGUUUUUAAAAGUUUGUUUUUUCAAUGGUGAUAGUGGUUUUAUUUUUGUGUUUGAUUGUUUUUUUUGUUGUUCAUCUGUUGUCAGGUCGGUAUCCUCUCGAUCGAAGGCUCCCUCUACAUCCGGGAUCCUAAAAAGAAUUGGAAACCGAGUCUCGUGUGUCUGAAGAAUGGCUACAUGUCGGUCAACAAGGAACGUGGGGUACAAACUAUUCCCUUUAUUACAAGUUCUUUUUGCAUUUGACGCUUUGUUUCCAAAAUUGAAGCGAUUUUAUUUGUUUUACUUUGUUUGGUUUUUCUUUACCUUUAGUCAAUUUUACGAGCCAUCAAGUCGGACAAAUCAGACUCAGAACAAUGGCCACUGCAUAAACUAACCUUGUAUGUGGGUAUUCCAGCCGAGAAAGCCACAAAAACACUGGACACGAGGUAAUCAGUUAUUCUGACACAUGACGAUCCACAACUGGAUUUGUGAGGUCGCGUACAUUGCCUAUCAAAAGUUGUUGAAAGAGAAUAUUAAAACUUUUUCUCGAACCUGAGGCAAAGCAAAAAAAAGGAAAAAUAAGAAUAAAAAAGAGUUUCCUAGGAGAAUUCAAACCCCAGAUCUUCCGAUUUUCGCGUUGAUAUUCUAUACCAAAUGAGUUACAAUGAGGUAUGUGUUUGGCGAAGCAGGCCAUUCAUAUUUGUUUUUACGGCUGCUUUUUAUAAAGUAAUUUUUAAACUAAAUUGAACCCGAGAACACUGACAUGAUCAUUAGAAUAGCAUAUGCAUAAUUUUUUGCGUUAGUUGUCAACAACUGCCGAGCUCUUCUACACUAUAGUAGAGGAUAUGAGAAAGUAACCUUGUGUGAGCGUCAUUUUUGGCUUAAUCUUUGCGCAAAUCUUCUUCGCGCUGAAUCGUUCAGAUAGCGCGUAUAAAAAAGUAUUGGCGUGCAUUAGCUUGAACUGCAUUCAUAAGCAUUGCUCUGUAUUCUGUUGGCUGAUUAUCAUGAAUUUUUUGGUCAUUUUAUUCUUCUUAGUUGCGGGUUCACUGUUGUGGUUAAAACAGAUCAGGAAGACAUUGUCAGGUUUGUAGAAAACAGUCAAGAACGUCCAGUAUUGCAGAUUUAAUCAGACCUAGAGCAUCUUUAUGGCUUCGUCUGUUGUUACUUGGGAGAAAAGGAAGGCAGGAAAAGAAAGCGGGGGAAGGGAGGGUUAAGAAAAGAGAACGAACAGAUUACUUUAGGGGAGGAGAGAGCAAGGAGAACACAAGGGGGGGCGGAGGAAAGAGAAGACACUCUCAGAGGUAAAAAUAUGGAUUAGGUCAGGCACGUCGGAGUGAGAAAUUUCUGUUCUCUUGCGCGUGUUUCCUACAUUAUUGCCAAGUGUGUGCGACGCGGGCAAGAUGUAUUUAGAUUUGAUUUACAAACAUUUACAGCUUUAGACGCUAAAUUCGAAUCAAACGAUUUUGUUAAUGUUUUCGCUGUAGGUAUAUGUGUGCCAAAGACAAGGAUGAUAGGAACCGUUGGUUGGCUGCAACACUGAACAUGAAGGUACAAAAAGAAUUCAGUUGAAACUAAUUCUGGGUUUACUCUAACACUGUGGUCUUAAUAAAUAUUUCUAGUCGCGAGAAAGAAGAGUGACAAAAUAUAUUGAGUCGAGCCGUGUUCAAGGUUUCAAUUUUUUUGUUCGAGUUCUUUAAGAUAUGCGAAUAGUUCUUUGUUUCAGGGGAGAUCCACAUCAAUUUAUUCUUCGCUGCAUGUUCUUUGAAAUAUUGCGAAGACAUUCAACUAAAAACCAGACCUCCCGUUGAGCUGCAUUCAGGGGCAAGCAGAAUACCUUGACGCAGAUUAAAGAAAUUUUCAAUUGAGUGUCAAUCAACCAAUACCAAAAUAAUCCCAGAAACCAAUCAGAACCAAGGUUACAUCAUCAUUAGCCAAUGAGAACUCAAGGUGAAAACAAGAAAACUGCUUGAAGCGCGGGAAUGACCAAGACUCCACUGCUUAUAGUUUUGUGCCUGAUUGGUUAAACGAUAACUAGCACGUAUUUACUAGACCAAUCACAGUGCAAAGGUGGAAAAAGCCAAAGAAGUCUCGGAUAACUUUCGACAUUCAUUUGAAAAUUGCUCCAAAGGUGAUAAAUCAACAGCUACAGUAAGAGAAAGUUUCCAAUAACCACAUGGAAAGUGUUUCCUAAAGCAAAUCAGCAGUCCGUCUCACGCAAGCCUUUUUCGAAUUUUUUUUUUUCAGCAUCCUGAAGGCAUUUGGUCAGAUCCCACACAGGACUCAGAGGUGUUAUACUCCUUGGUGGGUCCAAAGGUAAAAAACAGUCUUCGUACAACAAGAUAUGAAAAGAGAUCUACAAAUAUUUUUGAUCUUCCGGAAUUGUUGUUGAAAUUAACCUCUCAAAUGCGUUAUGCUGUUUUAAAAGCAAAGGACAUUGCUUAAAAAAAACUAUAAUUUGAGUACAAAAUAACAGAAUAACAGAAUACAAAACAAGCUCAAAUAACUUCGAGAGGUAAAAAAGCUUAGAAGUGACCUAAUUUCCCCAUAAUUCCGUACUUAAUUCUGCAUGGGGAUUGCUGAUAAAGGUAACUACUAGUCUAAACGGCGACAACAAUAGAUUACGUUUCGGACAGAGGCUUUGUUUGAGAAUUGUAUGGGGUUACAUGGAAAUCUUUUCUUUGCUUCUACCAGCGCUAAACAUUCUUACUAAGUUUGUUUCUUUAAACAGGGCGCACAGGGAGAUGAUUCGCCUUUAUUCCUUGGAAGACAGGUUUGUUACUUAACCAAAUAAUUUGGUCCUAUCAACUGAGUUGAAAAUGUAAAUUGGCCACUGUAAAGAGUUUCUAAAACUAACGUUUCGAGCGUCAGCCCUUCGUCAGCAAAAGACGAAGGGCUAACACUCGAAACGUAAGCUUUAGUAUGUGAGGCCCUCUACAGGGCCUCACAGAAUACCACUUUCCAGUGACGUGGGCUCCCUGUGUAAAGACUGUUACUAUUAUAUUAUUAUUGUAAUUAUUAUCUCUUUACGGUGGUGAAUUUAUAGAGUCAAAUUAUCUUGUUAUAUCUCCUAACGACGCAGCACCACAGUUUCCCUAGAAACGUACCCCUUUUAUUCAUUUGUUACUGAGCCAUUUGAUAUCUUUAUCGUAUGGUGUCCUCCCUUUGUCAAAUUACCUUUUUGAAAUUAUUUUACCUUUUUGAAAUUAUUUUUUAUCAUUGAUAUUUGGCAAUUUCUGUCAACAGUCAGUACAUCUUCGACGGCAAGGCUCCACGAAGCACAUCGUGGACGAGCUCAGAGUUCGGCAAAAGUCCUUAAGACGUCCCAAAGAUAGAGGCCCUAAGACAUGAGCCGUAGGAUCCAUUAACUUUUUUGUGUGUGAAGCCUAGAAAGAAAAUAAAAUGCAGAAUUUUUAUUUCAAUGGAAAUUAAAAAUCGAAUGUGCACAUGUGGAAAUAGAGAGGAAAAAAUUGGCCAUUAGAAUUUAAGCUAGUGACAAUAAUUUGUAAGGAUAAUAAAUGGUAACACAUUCGUGAUCAGAAAAUGAAAAUAAUUGAAAGUAAAUAUCAAAGUUUAUUAGAAAUGGGUUCUACCUGUUCAUACAUUAGUUAGGAUGCAUCAGAAAAAACGAGUUUGACAAACUCGUAAGAGGUUAAAAUUAGAAUUGAAAUUUUGUACGCGUUGCAUUCCUAGAUUGUUUCGAAGGAAAUUGGGGAACAAGCAAUAUGCUUGUCAUAGGGGAGCGUGAAACUCGAGGAGAACGCGGAAUGGAGCGUUAAUCACGCGAAACCAAGCAAACCCGUGUCAGUAGUUAGGAUCCACGCAAGCUUCGCGUGGUCACGUGCAACUUAAGCCUUGCAAGUUUUAAAGUGAUCCACGCCAAAGUCGCGUCAAACGCGUUCCACGCAGAUCUUGACUGUUCGUGCUUGUAUCUGAUAAAGAAUUUCGUUUUUUCAUUCAUUUUUUUUCGCGUAAACGUUAUAACCCGGGUAAGUUUGAAAACAUUUGAAACUUUCAUUCCCUAGUAAACCAACUUUCUGAUAUAGACGUUUGUAACAGUAAUCUUCACUCGUGGUAAACAUUGUUCAAAAUUUCGUACUCUUCAUCCUGUUUGUAGACUUGCCAAAUUUAACAGAAGUAGCACUUACAGUCAUGAUCAUGAGAGCAGGGUUUGCUGUUAAGACCUCUUAGUCAUGUCAUCAUUUUACUUUGUAUUGCGAUAAAGAAUGUAUUUUUGUAUCGUUUUGAAAAUGUUGCCAUUACGCUUUGAUUACAAUUAACAAUGUUUUCUACGUGUAAACGUUAACCAACUUUCUAGUUUGUUCUUUUUUUCUCAUAAAGGACAACUAAUUUUUUACAUAAUUGAACUUUGAAGUGGUCAAUAAGGAGUUAGUGAUUUGGUAACUAUAGUCAAUGCAAACUGACGUCAAAUCAUGAAUCUGGUCCCUAGUGUCAUGUUAAAGCUUUAGGGUUUGUAUGGGAUAUGACCAACAGUAGAACAGCCAGGAAAAAUUACACAAAGAGAAGGCAUCCCAAAGUCUCUUAUGGUUAGUUCAAUAUAAUUAUCUAGGAUUGGUUAACACUAGUCAUGAUGGCAUACAGAUUUACAGAGCUUUAAAUUGAUAAUGAGUUAUUCAUAAGUAUUUGUUUUUUUUUUAAGACAGAAAUAUAGAUAUAUGUCAGCCAUUAUUAUUUUUUUGGUUAUUUUUGUACAAAAAAAAAUGUAAGGAUUUUUAUCUUUGGUAUAACUCAGCUUCAGU
Pocillopora meandrina is the source of this 27026-nucleotide messenger RNA. The record is from the annotation of a GenBank genome assembly. NCBI's taxonomy places the organism in Eukaryota, Metazoa, Cnidaria, Anthozoa, Scleractinia, Pocilloporidae.